This is a messenger RNA of Podarcis raffonei (Aeolian wall lizard), 3389 nucleotides long. Its product is annotated as zinc finger protein 208-like. Gene Ontology annotation, molecular function: DNA-binding transcription factor activity; RNA polymerase II cis-regulatory region sequence-specific DNA binding. Gene Ontology annotation, biological process: regulation of transcription by RNA polymerase II. The transcript has 2 exons. Lineage: Eukaryota; Metazoa; Chordata; Lepidosauria; Squamata; Lacertidae. The record is from RefSeq and is a predicted model, not a curated record. The coding region runs from base 55 to 3243 and encodes 1062 amino acids.
GAGGGAUUAAAAAAAACCCUGUUAGGCAAACCGUUUCAAUGAGAUGUUGAAGGGAUGCUGGCAGAAGGGGAACAAUCAGAAAUGUCACCGAAAGGAUCCAAAGAACAAAGGAAGCUGAGGGUUCAAGAUGGAGGCAGAAGGCGAGAGGGGAGACGAAAGCAGAAGCCGGAGGGUGACUCUUGUACGUCUCAGGGUGGUGAAAAUCAAAUUCCCAGAGAGGAGAAAAAGCAUGAAUGCACAGUGUGUGGAAAGAAAUUUGGUUGUCGCGCCACUCUUACUUUACAUCAAAGAGUACAUACAGGAGAGAAACCAUUUACAUGUUCCGAGUGUGGAAAGAGCUUCAGUAACAGUAGUGCCCUUACCGUGCAUCAACGAACUCAUACAGGGGAGAAACCUUAUAAAUGUUUGGAGUGUGGAAAAAGCUUCAGUCACAGUAGUACCCUUACCAUGCAUCAUAGAUCUCAUACAGGGGAGAAACCGUAUACAUGUUCAGAGUGUGGAAUGAGCUUCAGUCAGAGUAGCCACCUUAAGUCGCAUCAAAUAACUCAUACAGGGGAGAAACCGCAUACGUGUUUGGAGUGUGGAAUGAGCUUCGCUCACCGCUAUAGGCUUACUAGACAUCAACAAACACAUCGAGGCAGCAAACCUUAUAAAUGUUGGGAAUGUGGCAAGAGCUUCAGUCGCAUCGACUCCCUUUCUUCACAUGAAAGAAUUCAUACAGGGGAGAAACAAUAUACAUGUUUGGAGUGUGGAAAGAGCUUCAGUCAGAAUCGCAGCCUUACCUUGCAUCAAAGAUUGCACACAGGAGAUAAAUCUUAUAAAUGGUUGGAGUGUGGGAAGAGCUUUUGUCGCAGUAGCCAUCUCACAUCGCAUCAAAGAACUCAUACAGGAGAGAAACCAUGUAAAUGCUUGGAGUGUGGAAAGAGCUUCAGUCACAGUAGUUCCCUCACCUUGCAUCUACGAACUCAUACAGGGGAGAAACCGUAUACAUGUUCAGAGUGUGGAAAAAGCUUCAGUCACAGUAGUACCCUUACCAUGCAUCAAAGAUCUCAUACAGGAGAGAAACCGUAUACAUGUUCAGAAUGUGGAAACAGCUUCAGUAAUAGUAGCCAUCUUAAGUCCCAUCAACGAACUCAUACAGGGGAGAAACCGUAUACAUGUUCGGAGUGUGGAAGGAGCUUCAGUCAGAGUAGCCACCUUAAGUUGCAUCAACGAACUCAUACAGGGGAGAAACCGUAUACAUGUUCAGUCUGUGGAAGGAGCUUCACUCAAAGUAGCUCCCUUAAGUCGCAUCAACAAACUCAUACAGGGGAGAAACCGCAUACGUGCUUGGAGUGUGGAAUGAGCUUCACUCACAGCCAUACGCUUACUAUACAUCAACAAACUCAUCGAGGCAGCAAACCUUAUAAAUGCUGGGAAUGUGGCAAGAGCUUCAGUCAGAAUGGCAGCCUUACCUUGCAUCUAAGAUUGCACACAGGAGAGAAACCGUUUAAAUGUUUGGAGUGUGGCAAGAGCUUCAGUCAGAAUGGCAGCCUUACCUUGCAUCUAAGAUUGCACACAGGAGAGAAACCGUUUAAAUGUUUGGAGUGUGGCAAGAGCUUCAGUUGCGGUAGACAACUCACGUUGCAUCAACGAACUCAUACAGGGGAGAAACCGUAUACAUGUUCAGAGUGUGGAAAGAGCUUCAGUCACUGUGGUGCCCUUACCAUUCAUCAAAGAUCUCAUACAGGAGAGAAACCGUAUACAUGUUCAGAGUGUGGAAAGAGCUUCAGUAGGAGUAGCAAUCUUAAGCCCCAUCAACGAACUCAUACAGGGGAGAAACCGUAUACAUGUUCGGAGUGUGGAAGGAGCUUCAGUCAGAAUAGCCACCUUAAGUCGCAUCAACGAACUCAUACAGGGGAGAAACCGCAUACGUGCUUGGAGUGUGGAAUGAGCUUCACUCACAGCCAUACGCUUACUAGACAUCAACAAACUCAUCGAGGCAGCAAACCUUAUAAAUACUGGGAAUGUGGCAAGAGCUUCAGUCGCAUUGACUACCUUUCCUCACAUGAAAGAAUUCAUACAGGGGAGAAACGAUAUACAUGUUUGGAGUGCGGAAAGAGCUUCAGUCAGAAUGGCAGCCUUACCUUGCAUCAAAGAUUGCACACAGGAGAGAAACCGUUUAAAUGUUUGGAGUGUGGCAAGAGCUUCAGUCGCGGUAGCCAUCUCACAUUGCAUCAACGAACUCAUACAGGAGAGAAACCUUAUACAUGUUCGGAGUGUGGAAAAAGCUUCAGUUGCAGUAGCUCCCUUACGUUGCAUCAACGAACUCAUACAAGAGAGAAACCUUAUACAUGUUCGGAGUGUGGAAGGAGCUUCAGGUGCAGUAGCUCCCUUAAGUCGCAUCAAAGAACUCAUACAGGAGAGAAACUGUAUACAUGUUCGGAGUGUGGAAGGAGCUUCAGUCACAGUAGCUCCCUUAAGUCGCAUGAAAGAACUCAUACAGGAGAGAAACCGUAUACGUGUUCGGAGUGUGGAAAAAGCUUCAGUCACAGUAGCUCCCUUAAGUCGCAUGAAAGAACUCAUACAGGAGAGAAACCGUAUACAUGUUCAGAGUGUGGAAACAGCUUUAGUAGUAGUAGCCAUCUUAAGUCCCAUCAACGAACUCAUACAGGGGAUAAACCGUAUACAUGUUCAGAGUGUGGAAAGAGCUUCAGUCAGAGUGGCCACCUUAAGUCGCAUCAACGAACUCAUACAGGGGAGAAACCGCAUACGUGCUUGGAGUGUGGAUUGAGGUUCGCUUGCAGCAGUGCGCUUACUAGACAUCAACAAACUCAUCGAGGCAGCAAACCUUAUAAAUGCUGGGAAUGUGGCAAGAGCUUCAGUCGCAUCGACUACCUUUCCUCACAUGAAAGAAUUCAUACAGGGGAGAAACGAUAUACAUGUUUGGAGUGCGGAAAGAGCUUCAGUCAGAAUAGCAGCCUUACCUUGCAUCAAAGAUUGCACACAGGAGAGAAACCGUUUAAAUGUUUGGAGUGUGGCAAGAGCUUCAGUCGCGGUAGCCAACUCACGUUGCAUCAACAAACUCAUACAGGAGAGAAACCUUAUACAUGUUCGGAGUGUGGAAAAAGCUUCAGUUGCAAUAGCUCCCUUACAUUGCAUCAACGAACUCAUACAAGAGAGAAACCUUAUACAUGUUCGGAGUGUGGAAGGAGCUUCAGUCGCAGUAGCUCCCUUAAGUCGCAUGAAAGAACUCAUACAUGAGAGAAACCCUAUACGUGUUCGGAGUGUGGAAAAAGCUUCAGUCGUAGUAAUAUCCUUACUAGCCACCAAAGAACUCAUACAGGGAGGAAAUCUUAGAAAUGUUUGGCCUAUAGAAAGAACUUAUGUGACACGGACUCCCUUACUAA